This is a messenger RNA of Heteronotia binoei (common prickly gecko), 989 nucleotides long. It is a transcript of the gene MRPL40, whose product is annotated as mitochondrial ribosomal protein L40. NCBI's taxonomy places the organism in Eukaryota, Metazoa, Chordata, Lepidosauria, Squamata, Gekkonidae. The record is from RefSeq and is a predicted model, not a curated record. Bases 177 to 797 code for a protein of 206 amino acids. Gene Ontology annotation, cellular component: mitochondrial large ribosomal subunit; mitochondrial ribosome. The transcript has 4 exons.
CCGGAGCAGGUGGAGUUCUUUUGCAUGCAACUCGGACCCCUUGUUGCAAGGCGAUCGAGCGGGAGGGACACUAAUUUCUAACGGACCGGAGUGCCGCACCGGAUCUGUUCCCCUUUUUCGGAAGGCGUCUUGCGGUAGGAGAAGAGGUACUGCGGGUCAGAGCGUGUGUUGAAAGUAUGUUCACACAGGCAGCGGCGUCAAGUGUCUUGAGCCUGCUUUGCUGUAGGGCAAGAGGCCUCUUGUGUAGUUCCCAGUUAACCAGCUAUGUUCAAGGUCGAGAAAACCACUGGCAGUCUUCACUUCUGACGCUCAGGGCAGCUCUACCCAUGAGGGCAGAACCAAGGAAGAAAAAGAAAGUGGAUCCAAGAAGAGAACAAGCCAUAAAGGACCGGAUGAAGAGAAGGUUAAAAAGACUGGAAAAAGCCCCACAGGAGCUGAUCCCUAUUGAAGAUUUCAUCACACCAUUCAGAUUAAUGGAUGCAAAAAGGGUACGAGCUGCUUUGCCCUUGUCCUUCGAGGAGACCGAAAGGCGAGCCCUCCUGAUGAAGAAGUGGGCAGCAUACAAGCAACAGCAGCGCAUGGCGGAGUUAGAAACCAUCAAGUCCCUGCUGAAAGCCCAGGAGCAGGCCUUGAACGAGCUGCGUCUUGAAUCAGAGGAAUUGUACCAGGCGGCCAUCCGGCGAGAUGACAACCUGUUUCCUUUUGAGAGGCAGGAGCCCAUGUAUACACCCCCACUGCCUGAUUACGAGGCUCCUGAAGGAAAAUGCAAUGACGUCACCAGAGUAUAUACACAGUGAUGGGGAAAGGUUGGCGUGUGACUGCUGGAAGAUGCUCCAUUCAGUAAAUUCACCCAUAGGGUGCAUCUGGUUCUCUGUUAGUUUUUGAAUUCCCAGUUGCAGAUGGCCAUCUGUUAACUCAUUGUACAGACUAAGUCAGCACCUAACAAGAAUAAAUCUUUCGUUUGGAGGGGUCCAUUUUUUAAUAGGGAA